AUGGAUAUAUUAUCUGCAACUCUUAUUGGUUCUGUUUUGACUUUAGCCAUUACAAUUUCAAUCGUUUGUUUGAUUUUCAAUAAAGGAAGUAUCGUUGAUAUUUCACUUUUGUUUGCUUAUACUAUUUAUUGUAUAUACACGCUAUCACUUAACUGGAAGGAUGAUGGUACAAAAUUAAAAGGAGGAUAUCGAAAAGAUUCAACAAUGCCAAUAUUCGAAGAUCCAAAACCACUUCCGCUUUUAAUAUACCUUGAUUUUGAUUUGAUGGACUUUAUUAAUCUAUUUUACAAUUUAAAUUUUCACAUAUUAUUGAAAAAAUUUUCAGAACUUAUUUUUAAUUUUAAAUAUGUUUCAGUAAUUGAAAAGGCAUUUUCAUUAAACAUGUUUGUAUCAUUAAUUUAUCGAACUGUGAUAAUUUCAAAGUUAUUAUAUUCUAUUCAAAUGCAAGAAAAAAAUGAUGAAUUUGAUAUCGAAGAAGAACAUUUGGCUUUAUGA
Messenger RNA from Entrophospora candida, 495 nucleotides. Lineage: Eukaryota; Fungi; Glomeromycota; Glomeromycetes; Entrophosporales; Entrophosporaceae. The record is from the annotation of a GenBank genome assembly.